GAGUGCUGUGCCGUUCACCAGCUCUGCAACUCACUGCAAUAAAAACACACCCCAAAAAAAAAAUACCCCCUCCCCUCAACAGCAAGUUACCAAACUUUUCCUUUUCUAAAAAAAUAUAAUACUUUUUAUGCAUUUAUAAGAGUUUAAAAAAAAAUCCUGAGGGGGAAGAAAGAGGGAAGGAAAGGAGAGAAGGUGCUAGGAGCGGCGGAGCUGGAGGUUUCUUGUGUGGGGGGUGGGAGAGAGGGAGAGUGUUCACCGCCUGGCCUAGCCUGCUCAGCACUGCCUCACUGCCGACUUGUUGCAAAUCCCAGGAAAAGUCGAGUGCUUUCCCCUUUCUCUGUGUCUCUGAAUUUUCUUCUGGUUGGGCUCCAGGCUUAAGGCUUGGAGAAAUCCACUAGCGCCAUAGAUUCCAACAACUGGAGCGGCAGCGAAAGCCCUGCCGAAAACCUGGAGAGGAUGACAGAUUCUGCUGAUAAGCCGAUGGACAAUGAUGCAGAAGGUGUCUGGAGCCCUGACAUAGAGCAGAGCUUCCAGGAGGCCCUGGCCAUCUACCCACCGUGUGGGAGGAGGAAAAUCAUUCUCUCAGAUGAAGGCAAAAUGUAUGGUCGUAAUGAAUUGAUAGCCAGGUACAUCAAGUUAAGGACAGGGAAGACACGAACUAGGAAGCAGGUGUCUAGUCACAUACAGGUGUUAGCAAGGAAGAAAGUUCGGGAAAUUCAAGCUGCCAUUAAGGUGUCUAGUCACAUUCAGGUUCUUGCCAGAAGGAAAUCUCGUGAGAUUCAUUCCAAGCUAAAGGUAACGAACAUGGAUCAAGCAGUGAAGGACAAAGCCCUUCAGAGCAUGGCAGCAAUGUCUUCUGCACAGAUCGUAUCAGCAACAACCAUCCAGCACAAGCUGGGCCUACCAGGUAUCGCUCGCCCAUCAUUUCAAGCAGCACCUGGGUUCUGGCAUAGUGUGAUACCAACAGGGCAACCAGGAUCCUCACAAGAUGUGAAGCCCUUUGCUCAACAGCCCUACGCAGGCCAACCAGCAGUUACAACACCCAUUUCAGGUUAUGAGUCCACAGCUGCCCCAACCCCCUCAGUCCCAGCAUGGCAGGGCCGCUCCAUUGGAACGUCGAAACUUAGACUCGUGGAAUUCUCGGCUUUUCUCGAACAGCAGAGGGAUCCGGACUCAUACAACAAGCACCUCUUUGUACAUAUUGGACAGACCAACCAUUCCUACAGUGACCCUUUGCUUGAAUCAGUGGAUAUUCGCCAAAUUUACGAUAAAUUCCCAGAGAAGAAAGGUGGCCUUAAAGAAUUAUAUGGGAAAGGACCCCAUAAUGCUUUUUUCCUUGUGAAAUUCUGGGCUGACCUGAAUUGCAAUAUUCAAGAUGAUGCAGGAGCAUUUUAUGGUGUCACUAGUCAAUAUGAGAGCUCAGAAAACAUGACAAUCACUUGCUCAACCAAGGUUUGCUCAUUUGGAAAACAAGUAGUUGAAAAAGUAGAGACUGAAUAUGCAAGGUUUGAGAAUGGACGUUUUGUAUACAGAAUAAACCGUUCUCCAAUGUGUGAAUAUAUGAUCAACUUUAUUCACAAGCUUAAACACUUACCGGAAAAGUACAUGAUGAACAGUGUUUUGGAAAACUUCACCAUUUUGUUGGUUGUAACAAACAGGGAUACGCAGGAGACGCUUCUGUGCAUGGCAUGUGUGUUUGAAGUCUCAACCAGCGAACAUGGAGCGCAGCAUCACACCUACAGGCUCAUGAAGGAGUAAUCCUUGGAAGUUUCAUUCCCUUUCUGGAGAGAAAAGAAACACACAGCUGCAGUUCAAUAGACUUAAAACCUCAAUACAUGUGGCAGUGCCUCAAAUCAAUUGAUACACCAAGAACACAUCUGAGUUUUGAUGUGGGUAGCCUUUUUAAUGUGUGUGUGUGCGUGUGUAUAUACAUCAACAGCUGUGAAUUAUGGUACCUUGUGAUAGCUUUUUAUAUUGAAUUACAUGUGCUUCAAAAUACCUUUUUUUUUAAGAAAAAUGCCUGUUUGUUGGGUUACUACAUUACAAAAAUGGGACUGUCAUGUCUGAAAAAAAAUUUCGUUUAGCAAUUCUGGGAAUGUCGUCUUGUCAGUACAAGUUUUUCUGUGACGACAGAAAAUAAGAGAAAUAGAACAUAAUGAUUGUAGACACAAUGCAUUUAACUGUGGGAUGACUGUCUGCCUAUGUAAAGAUAAUUUAUUUAAAGAGGUUUUUUUUUCCAAAGAUGGUAUAUUCACAGGUAUAUAUUUAUCAACAUGUGAAUAUGCAGGAGAAAGCAUCAGGAUGAAGUUCAUGGCUUCAGGUCAACAGGUAUUGCAAUGCUGGUGAAAGAAUGUCAGUCACUUAAUGGUCACCAGAUCUGUUUGCUUUCAGGUUUCCUUUUUUAAAAAAACAAAAUCACACACUCCUUAUUUUUAAGAUGUUAUUUAAAUUGGAAUACAGUAACUUGCAACACUAAAUGAGCAGUUCAAGUGAAGCGUAUAGUGAAUAUCUUAAAGAUGGUGUUAGAUGCUAAAUUUUCAGGAGCAUGAGAGAGUGCAGACCCGUAACAGAAGUAUAUUGAUUAUUGAUCGAUUAGAUCUGUUUCAGCCACUUGACAUGACAGUGCUUCUUCAGUGAUGUCUGCAAAGAGUGCACAAAUUUUUAACCUUUAUUUUCAGGAAGAAAGAUGUGAGCUAUUAUUUUGUAAGCCUUUCUGGGGGAUGUCAAUUCCUAAACGUGAUUUACAAGUGAGGAAAUGGUUAACUGGUUGGGCACCACUAAAUUUCUGAAGAUUCAAAAAAAAACGUUCACUCUUUACAGGAAACAGGAGUUUGACCAAUUAAUCUUUUCUGACCCACAAUAAACCUUGGCUCAAUUCCUGGUGAUAGUUUUCAGGGGAUUUGUGUUUGUGCACAGAUAGGGGGUAGAUUGUUUUAGAUCCUGGAUCAGGAUGAGAUGGGGGCUUUCUAAUACCAAAAUAAAACUAUGAUCGUAACAGAAUUUUUGACAAGAAUACUGUGAAUUAAGAAGCAGCACAGUGUUUUAGUACAUUUCUAUAAUUCUAUUUUGUAAUAGUGUUUGGAAAUUUACUUUAAAAAAAAGUGUAUUUUUUGCGUCUGCAAGAAGUGCAUGUUUAGAAAAAUCACAGGGAGUUAGUUCAGUGCUCGCAAAUAUGGUCCCGACGUAUGUUUGUAAUGUUGCUCGCUUUAGGAGGCUUGGUAAAUGAACCAGUGUGAUUUGUGUUCUUGAGUUAAUGAUCGGUUUGGUGGUGUGUGUUCCUAUGAACUGAAAGAAACUGCCAGCAAGAUAUGAGCAGCGUUACAUCCAGGCCAGCAGAGGGACUAAUGAUGCCUCUCUGUCCUGAGCACUUGAUCCCUUUCGAGAUGCGAAAUACUCUUGUGGGCUGUCUCGCUUUUUUUGUGUGUGUGUGUUUCAACUUCGGUACUUGCGCGUGUAAUCAGAUGUGCAUUUUCCACGUUAAUUUGGCAGGUAAGGUAACGAUCGUGUAAACAAACCAGCUUAACAUGUGUAAGAUUUUGGAUUUAAGUUGGAACUUCUGUACUUUGAAAUAUUCAGCAGUGGCACAGUCACUAAAUCUUCAUUUUUGGGGACUUGAGAAAAUGCCAUGGUUUUAAAGCAUUUGUCUUUACACAAUUAAACUUGUAAAUGGAAAACACUAUUGUGAUCACAGUUCAUUGUAAGAAAUCAGUGAAAUCCAAAUAAGAUGUUACUGAGGCUGAGUUCUUUCCUAAGCUGGAAGUUUCUGAUACGUUAUCAGUUUUUUUUCUGAUAUAAUUUUAAUUCAGUGCUGCCAAAGCGUAGAUUAAUCAGUGCCUUAAUAGCGUACAAUAGGAAACUACAGUUCACCUGUAGAUCUACUCAUUUAAAUUGGAGAAUUUGUGCUUUGAGAUCUGUUACGUGCUUUGUCUUGUUACUGUGAUAGUUUCCAACAUAGCUGUGUUGUGAGUGGUGAAUCCAAACACAUUUUAAAGGCAUUUUGAGAAUUUAUUAUUAAAGUAUGCUAAAGUUACACCAACUAAAUGCCAAUGACAAAACAAUCACUUUCAAUUCAGUCAAACGAGGACCUUGUUUCACAGUUUGGAUUACGACCAGCACAGAACAGAACGCAAGAUUAGCCAGCUGUUUCGACACAUGCCUUUACUAACUAAUGACCAAAUAAUGAUCUUCAUACAUUUCCUGCACUCCAGCACGUAAGUGCCUUUGUUUUUUGAUAUUCCAGCCUAGAAAAGAUCUAUUCAGUCAAAUGAAAAAUAAAUUGUGUGCAGACCAGAAACCAAAUAAGAAAUAAAUAAGUGAUCACCUUUAAUGCCUUUUACUGAGCUGAGUACUGCUAGCAAAUUGUAAUGGAAUAAAUCUGAAUGUGGCAUUUAGAAGAAGUGUAUUCAGAGAAGCUGAGAGACAGAUUGAGAGGUUAAAAAAUUGUACAGUGGAAGCAAAAAAAAAACAAAAUUAUUGUAAUUUAUUUUUUUAGUGGAUCUUAUAAACUUUGAAUCUUGGGGUGGAUUUUUACCAUUGUAUGAGAAAUCAUGCAAAGGUUAUUGGCUAAAAUUGUACAGUACUGUGUCAGCAUCAAACUUGCACAGAUACAGUGCCUGUUGUGGAGAAUCUAUGGGUUUGUAGAUUAAAUAAUACUAAUUAAGUUAUCCUUUCAAGGAGUACACAGUGCUCACCUCCAACAUGAUAUAACUACAGAUUAAAUGUGAGAUUUGUUUUACAUAAAAUUAGGUAGAAUGUUCAGUGCAGAAAUCGGCCCUUUGGCCACAACGGAUCCAUGCAAUGUUUCUGUUCACAUGAGCCUCCUCCACCUUUCAUCAUCUCAUCCUUUCAGCAUAUCCUUUUAUUCCUUUCUUCCUCAUAUGCUUAUUUAGCUUCCCCUUAACUGCAUCUAUACUAUUCGCCUCAACCACUCCCUGUUACAGUGAGUUCCACAUUUUAACCUCUGGGUAAAGAAUUUUCUUCUGAAUUCUCUGUUGGAUUUAUGAGUAACUAUCUUAUAUUUAUGGCCCAAUUUGCUCUAUUAGGACCCUUCAUGGUUUUGAAUACCUCUGUUACAUCUCGUCUUACCCUUCUAAGAGGAACAAUCCUAGCAUCUCCAUUUUCUCCAAGUAUUUGAAGUCCCUCAUCCUCUCAUCCUUGUUACUGUUGUACUGAAUCCCCUCUUCUGGCUUAACAGUGAACUGUUUGAUCCACAAACAGUCAGGUCUAUUUCUUUAUUCAGUAGCCAUUUAAUUGCCUUUCCCAUUUGCAAAAGUAUAAAGAGCCAUUAAUCUUGGGUCAUUGCCAAGAUGCAUCUGGCAAACUCACCUAUCACAACAAUGAUAUGAAUCUUGAUCAGGAGUGUUCACUUGGUUUUGAGGUUGAAUAAUUUAGGUUUCUUUGUGUUUACAGAGUCUGCAGUACAGAAACAGGCCGUUUGGCCCAUCAUCUCUGUACCAGUGCUUCAUAAGAGCCUCCUCAUAUUACUCCUGUUCUAAACCUAUCAGCAUAUCCUUCUAAUCCUUUCACUCUCAAGUGUUUAUCUAGCUUCUCCUUAAGUACAUCUAUGUUAUUCACCUAAACUACUCCAUGUGGUAGUGAGUUCCACAUUCUUAUCACUCUCUGGAUAAAGAAGUUUCUUCUGAAUUCCUUAAUGGAUUUAUUACUGGCCAUCUUAUAUUUAUAACCUGUAGUUCUGGUAAACUCACAAGCAGAAAACUCUUGUCUACAUCCACUCUAAUGAACUCCUUCAAAAUUUUAAAGACUUCUAUUGGUUUGCCUCUCAGUUGUUGCUAUUUUAGAGAAUGAUGGAGGUCAUCAUCCAUUAUUAAUUGGAUAGGUGCAAUUUCCCAGAGUAUGUGAACUAUACUCUGAAGUGCUGAGAAUUCUGCUUCAGAGCAAACUUUAAGACAUUUGUCGGACAUUGCGAGUGUUUUCUGCCUUUUCGUCAGCUUUGAGCAUAAAGAAAGAAUGACUUGCUUUUAUUUUGUGCUUUUCAUGACCACUGGAUGUUUCAAAGUGCUUUAGAGCCAAUGAAGUAUUUCUUGAAGUGUAAUCACUGUUAUAUGGCAGGAAAUGCAGCAGUCAAUAUGCUUACAACAAGCUCCCACAAAC
Messenger RNA from Carcharodon carcharias (great white shark), 6111 nucleotides. RefSeq names its product TEA domain family member 1b (gene tead1b). Gene Ontology annotation, cellular component: transcription regulator complex. Gene Ontology annotation, biological process: embryonic organ development; hippo signaling; regulation of transcription by RNA polymerase II. The record is from RefSeq and is a predicted model, not a curated record. Gene Ontology annotation, molecular function: RNA polymerase II cis-regulatory region sequence-specific DNA binding; DNA-binding transcription factor activity, RNA polymerase II-specific. Bases 457 to 1758 code for a protein of 433 amino acids. NCBI's taxonomy places the organism in Eukaryota, Metazoa, Chordata, Chondrichthyes, Lamniformes, Lamnidae. The transcript is spliced from 15 exons.